Varanus komodoensis (Komodo dragon) is the source of this 1857-nucleotide messenger RNA. RefSeq names its product leucine rich repeat and Ig domain containing 1 (gene LINGO1). The transcript has a single exon. Lineage: Eukaryota; Metazoa; Chordata; Lepidosauria; Squamata; Varanidae. Bases 13 to 1857 code for a protein of 614 amino acids. The record is from RefSeq and is a predicted model, not a curated record. Gene Ontology annotation, molecular function: protein binding.
GUGAAAGGUAGGAUGGUGGCGGGAGAGCUGAGCAUGUAUAGCCCAAUCCUGGCCUGCUGGCAGCCGAUUCUCAUCUUGAUGCUGGGCUCCAUCCUCUCAGGCUCCGCGACGGGCUGCCCGCCCCGCUGUGACUGUUCCGCCCAGGAGCGCUCCGUGCUCUGCCACCGGAAGCGGUUCAUGACGGUCCCGGAGGGCAUCCCCACGGAGACCAAGCUCCUGGACCUGGGCAAGAACCGCAUCAAGACUCUCAACCAGGAUGAGUUUGCCAAUUUUCCUCAUUUGGAGGAACUGGAGUUAAACGAGAACAUUAUCAGUACCAUUGAGCCAGGGGCUUUCAACAACCUCUUCAACCUCAGGACUCUAGGCCUCAGGAGCAACCGGCUCAAGCUCAUCCCCCUCGGGGUGUUUACUGGACUCAGCAACCUUACCAGGUUGGACCUUAGUGAGAACAAAAUUGUGAUUCUCCUGGAUUACAUGUUCCAGGACUUGUACAACCUCAAGUCUUUGGAGGUUGGGGACAACGACUUGGUCUUUAUCUCCCACCGGGCCUUUAGUGGCCUCAACAGCUUAGAGCAGCUGACGCUGGAGAAAUGCAAUCUGACCACGAUCCCCACGGAUGCUCUCUCUCACUUGCAUGGCUUGAUUGUGCUGCAGCUGCGCCACCUGAACAUCAAUGCCAUCAAGGAUUACUCAUUUAAGAGGCUCUACAGACUCAAGACCCUUGAGAUUUCCCACUGGCCCUAUCUAGACACCAUGAUGCCCAACUGCCUGUAUGGGCUCAACUUGACCUCCUUGUCCAUCACCCACUGCAACCUGACUUCCAUCCCUUAUGUCUCCUUGAGGCACUUGGUUUAUCUCAGGUUCCUGAACCUUUCCUACAACCCCAUUGCCACCAUCGAAGGAUCCAUGCUUCACGACCUGCUCAGGCUUCAGGAGAUUCAGUUGGUCGGUGGCCAGCUCACAGUGGUGGAACCCUACGCCUUCCGGGGCCUGAACUACUUGCGUAUCCUGAACGUUUCGGGGAACCUCCUGAACACCUUGGAAGAAUCAGCCUUCCACUCCGUGGGAAACCUGGAGACGCUCAUCAUCGACAACAACCCUUUGGCCUGCGACUGCCGCCUCCUUUGGAUUUUCCGUCGUCGCUGGAGACUCAACUUUAACAAGCGGCAGCCCACCUGCGCCACCCCUGAAUUUGUCCAAGGGAAAGAGUUCAAGGAUUUCUCCGAGGCGCUUCUUCCCAACUACUUCAUCUGCCACAGAUCCCGGAUCCAGAACCGCAAGCCCCAGCAGAUCUUCGUGGAUGAGGGCCACACCGUGCAGUUUGUCUGCCGUGCAGAUGGAGACCCGCCCCCCACCAUCAUGUGGCUCUCCCCAAGGAAGCACCUCAUCUCCACCAAGACCAACGGGCGGCUCACCGUCUUCCCUGAUGGCACGCUGGAGGUCCGCUACGCCCAGAUCCAGGACAAUGGCACCUACCUAUGCAUCGCCAGUAACGCCGGCGGCAACGACACCAUGCUGGUGCACCUGCACGUCCGCAGCUACUCCCCCGACUGGCCGCACCAGCCCAACAAGACCUUUGCGUUCAUCUCCAACCAGCCCAACGAGAGCGACGCCAACAGCACGCGUGCCACCGUGCCUUUCCCCUUCGACAUCAAGACCCUCAUCAUCGCCACCACCAUGGGCUUCAUCUCCUUCCUGGGCGUCGUGCUCUUCUGCCUCGUGCUCCUCUUUCUUUGGAGUCGGGGCAAGGGCAACACCAAGCACAACAUCGAGAUCGAGUACGUCCCACGCAAGUCCGACGCGGGCAUCAGCUCAGCUGCCGACGCACCGCGCAAGUUCAACAUGAAAAUGAUCUGA